AACUGACAGGCCUGUGACAUGACGGGCAUGACGGGUGGAGUGUCGCGAGAAAGUCUACAAUUUAAACAUCGAGAAUGCUUUUCUAGGCCUAUAUGCCGAUUCUUUUAUCAUUUAAACUGCAUUAAACGGUUCUAUUGUUCUCCAUUUCUGCCCCAAAAUACCAUUGUAUACUAUUAGUUACUAAAAAUCAUAUCCUCGAUCGACAAUGCCAAACGCAAAGGUAUUCUCGCUUAAUUUUUGAGCCAGUUUAAAAUAUGGAGCAGUAUACGAUUCUUGGACGGAUAGGGGAAGGAGCUCAUGGUAUUGUCUUCAAAGCCAAGCAUAUUGAGAGUGGCGAGAUAUGUGCACUGAAAAAAGUUCCAUUACGGAGACUGGAUGACGGAAUACCAAACACUGCACUGAGGGAAAUUAAGGCUUUGCAAGAGAUUGAGGAGAAUCCAUAUGUCGUCAAGUUGAGGGAAGUGUUUCCCCAUGGCACGGGCUUCGUGCUAGUCUUUGAGUUCAUGCUGUCGGACCUCUCGGAGGUGGUCCGCAACUCUGAGCAGCCGCUGACAGAAGCCCAGGUCAAGAGCUAUAUGAUGAUGCUGCUCAAGGGCAUCGCUUACUGCCAUGAAAACUCCAUCAUGCACAGGGACCUGAAGCCAGCUAAUCUGCUAAUCAGUGAGACAGGACACCUGAAGAUUGCAGACUUUGGCCUUGCGAGGGUCUUCAGUAACGAAGAGGGUAGACAGUACAGCCACCAGGUGGCAACAAGGUGGUACAGAGCCCCUGAACUGCUGUAUGGAGCAAGGAAAUAUGAUGAAGGGGUUGACCUCUGGGCAGUGGGCUGCAUCUUUGGGGAGCUUCUGAACAACUCUCCUCUGUUUCCUGGGGAGAAUGACAUUGAGCAGCUGUGCUGUGUGCUGCGCGUGUUAGGAACACCCAGCGAGAACACAUGGCCUGGAAUGGAGCAAUUACCAGACUACAACAAGAUCACAUUCCCGGAGAAUCCUCCCAUACCGUUUGAAGAAGUGGUUCCAGAUGCAUCGCCAGAGGCCCUGGACUUGUUAAAGAAGUUUCUUGUGUAUCCCUCCAAGCAGAGAAUAUCAGCAGCUGAGGCCCUCCUGCAUCCCUAUUUCUUCACCGAACCCCUGCUGGCCCACCACUCCGAGCUGCCCAUUCCCAAGCAUGGCAAGAAAGUCCGGCACCGCGGCCAGAACCCCAAAGAGUAUGACAUCGAUGUGCCCUUAGAGCAGUCGCUGGUGGACCCUGACCUACUAGCCCAGUUUGUCUGAUGAUUCUUGGGAAAUUUAAAAAAAAAAAGCCUAGGAAUGAAUUUUCUGUGUUCCUGACAGGUCUAGUCUGAGUAUCACCCGUUAUCCUUAGAGGCCCAGUCGCCUGUCCAAUGUCUGAUAUAUCUAAGGAUGCAGAUUUACACGAUCCCGCGCCUCAGCCAAUCAGAGUCGACUUUACUAAAUCAUGCUUCAUUUCAUUCCCAAAUUAGGACUAAAUGUUUAAUUGGUCAAUUCGAAUGCAGUGUUUUGUAAUACAACAAAGGCCGGGUACGCAUGGGAGUAAAUUCAAAUUCAUUAUAGUGAGAGUGUACAUGUAGUUGAAUUUUCCCCGUCUGUAUCAAAAUAAGCUGGUCCAAGCCCAGUUUGGCCUAAGGAGUCUAGGUUGCGAGUCAGAUUUUUAGGAGUUUUUGUUUUUGAGUGUAGUAUUUAUUGCAGAGUCACUGUGUGCCCGGUAUGACUAAAAAGGUUUGCGGUCUAUAAUAUGUAGGCCCCACCUGUGAGUCACAUUGAGUGCCGCCUUAUAUGAUUCAGUUGCUGAGAGACGACGGUACGUUCAGGCACAUGGCUUGUCAUAGCCUAGCGGUAGAAGCACCGCACCGGACUCGUGCUUUGGUGUUUCAGAGGCAGCAAAAUGUGGGUUCGAGCCCGGGUUUGGACACUUUUGCCCUUUAAAGCAAGGCACCAUUAUUGUUUCGUCCUUCAGAUGGGACAUAAAACCGUAGGUCCUGUGUGUUGUGUAAAUGCAAUGCAUGUAAAAGAACCCAGUGACAUUUAUUGCUGAGAGAAGGGGUUUGCCCCGGUGUUUCUGGCCUCCUGUUCAAACUUCCCUGUGGAGUAUUUGGGAGAAGAACCAACCAAGUACCAAGUAAAAAAGCCGACACAGUUACCCAAGCCAGAUAUUCAGGGGGGGGGGGGGGCUUUCGGGUCUGGUCGGUUGGGGUCUGAUGGGUUUUCCUUGAAUUUUUUGUCAGGUCAGGUCAGUUUUAGGGAGUUCAGAUCAGUUUCGGUUCGGAUUAUACCUAUGUUUCGGGUCGGUUUGGCCUGGUCAACUUUUUCAACUUUUUUAACAGCAUUGCCAUGGCCAUUUGUAAAUAUUUGUGUAUAUUUCCAAGUACUUUCUAAUCAUACAGUAGCUUCUUCAUCCGUUGUGCCAUUCAGUGACUUGCAUCCAUUUAUCAAUACACUUUGGUCUAAAGAUUUAUACCUGAAGUUUUACACCAACUGCAAGUGCUCUUAUCAAGCGAUGGGAGAGGCGCUUGGUGGCAGCAAAUAUGUGGGUCCUUUGUUUGCGUCCUGUUCGCAUAUUUUUUUCUGGAGCAUAUGUUAACCAAUCACACCACGCACCCUCACAUGAAUAUUUAUCCUUCUGUGUGGAUGGAAGACACUUAGUUUCUCGUAGUGUUUUCCCUUCAAUCAAACCUAUCCCAACCAACAAAAGUAUUUGAUGAAAAUGGGCAGCGGCUCGAACCACAGAUCUUGCGAUCCAUGGUUCAUUCCACUAUCCGCUAGGCCACUAUGGCAUCUCGACGAAAGCCGUUCUUUGAAAUGCUUCAAUGUACAUGCAUGACUGGGUAAUAGCAGUGGUGCGACAUCAUUGUUAUUUUCUUACGAAUAAACAUUGAACUAGCUGAAUAAUCAUGAUCCAUUGACAAUGUGUGCUGCAAAUAAAAAAACCACGUCCUGUUCAAGCUAAUGUGCCCAUGUUCAGAAUGACGCAAACAAAAGGACCGGUGUGUUCGCUGUCACCAAGUAUCUCCAAAGUUUCCCAUUCUACCAUGUGGCCUUAUUGCAUAAAACUUUCAAGUGCACAAUCAAUCAAACGCGGUUGAGCACUGACAAAGCCUGAUAUUAACAAGUAUAUACGCAUGUGUAAAUAUAUGUAAUACAAGCAACACAAUUCCUUUUUCCCAUCAUUAGUUUAUUAGAGAAGUGCAGCAAAAUAGAAAAAAUAAGUUUGUAAACAUAAUAAACUAACUACGGUCUUUGAACUUGUGGUCGUUUGGUUUUUCCAUUAUUCCAACACUUUAUACAAACAUGAGCAUACAUCUGCACCAAUUGGCAACAAUUCUGCAACAUGCAA
This is a messenger RNA of Patiria miniata (bat star), 3354 nucleotides long. RefSeq names its product cyclin-dependent kinase 20-like (gene cdk20). Gene Ontology annotation, molecular function: cyclin-dependent protein serine/threonine kinase activity; ATP binding. Gene Ontology annotation, biological process: protein phosphorylation. NCBI's taxonomy places the organism in Eukaryota, Metazoa, Echinodermata, Asteroidea, Valvatida, Asterinidae. The transcript has 11 exons. The coding region runs from base 255 to 1274 and encodes 339 amino acids. The record is from RefSeq and is a predicted model, not a curated record. Gene Ontology annotation, cellular component: nucleus.